CGGGCUUGUAGUCGGAAACAUACAAACGCCCCCGCGAUAGAGAGCCCCUUCCCUCCUACAUCCUCGUUGCCGCUUCUCUGCGCCCGUCCUGUCCGAUUCAGCUGUAGCCCUCCCGCGCACACGACAGCCCGCCCACCAUGUCACGGCGGCCCAAUCCCGCCGCCGAUCGCGCGGAGCAGAACCGCCAGACGCUCAAGAGCUUGGUCAAGAUCGAGGCGAACAAGAGCUGCGCGGAUUGCAAGAGGAACAAGCACCCGCGAUGGGCCAGCUGGAACCUAGGCAUCUUUGUGUGCAUUCGAUGCUCCGGCAUUCACCGUGGCAUGGGAACACACAUCAGCAAAGUCAAAUCAGUGGACCUGGAUUCAUGGACCGACGAACAGCUACAGAGCGUGCUGAAGUGGGGCAACGCGCGCGCGAACAAGUACUGGGAAGCAAAACUGGCACCUGGGCACGUCCCAUCGGAAACCAAGAUUGAGAACUUCAUCCGCACAAAGUACGAGUCGAAGCGAUGGGUCAUGGACGGCCCCAUGCCAGACCCAGCAUCACUGGAUGUCGAGGACGAUGACAUGCCCCUGAAGAAGGUCCAAGAAAAAGUCCAGAUCGAACGUUCUGCAUCGCAACGCCUCGGCGGUUCGUCCUCACGCACACCCCCACCACCUCGAGCCGCGCCCCCACCGCAGCCCGCCAUCGAUCUGUUCGGCGACGAGACACCUGCCCCUCCACGCGCCAGCACCGGGCCUCCUCAGCCACGCGCUGUUCCCCCGAAAGCUGAGCCAGCGCCACCGAAACAAACCAAGGCUGGCGACUCUCUGCUGGGACUCGACUUCCUAGGUAGUGCCCCAUCUCAACCCGCCCGACCCUCCAGCACCGGCCCAGCCGCCGCCGCCGCCCCCUCACGGCCAGACCUUAAGCAGUCGAUCCUCUCUCUGUAUGCCGCAAAGCCCGCCGCACCGCCGCAGCCCCAGCAACACGCGCGGCAAGACUCAUUUGGUGGUCUCGCCUCUCCCUCGCAGCAGUCGCCCCAGGCACAGCAGUCCUCGUUCGGUGGACUGAAUGACGCAUUCAGCAGCCUCUCCUUCGGCGCGCCCGCCGCCGCACCGAAACCCUCCCCCUUCUCCGGCCUGGACUCCUUCUCGAGCGCCAAAUCUCCGCCCUCUACGUCGUCGUCAGCCAUGUUCGGCGGCGGCGGCAACUUCUUCGACUCCGCGCCCGCACAAAAGUCGCCGCCGAUCAGGCAAACCACACAGAACCCCGCAGGCAGCAACUACUCUGCCUUUUCUUCUGCGCCCGCGCCCGCGCAGACAAGCUCGGGCAUGAACGACCUCCUCGAUCUCUCCAUGCCGUCUGCCCCCGCUCCCCAACCUCCGGUCCAGAGCAUGGUUUCACCACCAAUCAACCAGGCGUUCAACCUCUCCCAGCCCGCUGCACCCCAAGCAGCCCCGACCCCUGCAGCCGCACCCGCAGCUUCCUUCUCUGGCUUCUCAAACAUGGACGCGUGGGGGAGCACUGAUGCGUGGGCGUCCCCCGCUGCACAACAGACGACAUCGCAUGCGCCAGUCCAGCCCAGCACGCAAUCACAUGCGGCACCGAAGAGUCCUGGCUGGGGCGCCCCGAGCGUGACGCAGGACGAUGACUUUGGCGGGUGGAGCAGUGCCGCGCCCGUCCAGAAAACGACGACCGCGACGACCGCGACUCACCAAUCGACUUCGCAGAGUAAGCCGGCGGGCGGAUUCGGGGGAGGGGAUGAUUUGUUUAGUAAUGUUUGGGAGUAGGUUGGGUAGGAACUGGGGAGGGUUUGGGUGUGGGUUGGCGUACAUACGUAGAGACUGGAGGUACCGGGUGUGGUGGGGAUUGUGGAGGUGUAGACGGGGGGUAGAAGCGUGU
Molecule: messenger RNA, 1884 nt
Organism: Paraphaeosphaeria sporulosa
Lineage: Eukaryota; Fungi; Ascomycota; Dothideomycetes; Pleosporales; Didymosphaeriaceae
Product: ArfGap-domain-containing protein
Exons: 6
Coding region: 138-1772 (544 amino acids)
Biological process (GO): endocytosis; endoplasmic reticulum to Golgi vesicle-mediated transport; intra-Golgi vesicle-mediated transport
Cellular component (GO): Golgi apparatus
Molecular function (GO): GTPase activator activity; metal ion binding
Source: RefSeq, a predicted model, not a curated record